Cladocopium goreaui is the source of this 1029-nucleotide messenger RNA. NCBI's taxonomy places the organism in Eukaryota, Dinophyceae, Suessiales, Symbiodiniaceae. The record is from the annotation of a GenBank genome assembly.
AUGGAUGACGAGAAGGAUGCUUUGGAGGCCAUCUACCAGGAAGAGUUUGAGAUCCUGGCCGAUGGCACAUGGCGGAUUGGCCUACCUGAGCACGGUUGCAAAGUGAAGGUCAAGGUGGAUUCAAGAUAUCCAGACCAGGCCGCCCCGAAGGCUGCAUUGGAAUUUGACCCUUGGCCUGCGCAUGGCACUGCCCUUGCUCAGAGGAUGGAGAUGGAACUGCCACCCCUGUGGAGUCCAGGUGAAAGUUGCAUCUACCAAUGGGUGGAGCACGUGCGCGAGGCCCUGGCUGCCAUGGAAGACUCACCUGCAGAGGCGGAGGCAGCUUCAGUGGAGGCACAGGAGCUCAAGCCAAGCAGUGUCCCCUUGUCGCCUGAGAUGCGCAGUGCCGUGGGCCCGUCCCUGUGCUCCGCCGGCUUCAGCGAUUUCAGCGGCGUCUUCGCGGAGAGCGAGCGCGGCGUGACGGUGGAGGUCGGGGAGGAGCUGAGCAUCACGGUGGACGGUGUUGAUGCAGAAGAUUUGAUGGACUGGGCCUCCAUGCAGCUCACAGCUGAUCCUGAAAACUUCGGGGCGCGGCUGCUGGAGUGGGUCACGGCACAGCGUUCCGCGGAGCCGGGCUUCUUGGAAGAUGAAGAUACCCAGGACACUGGUCCUGACUUCCUUCCAAGCGCAGAUGAGCUGGGGGUGCGACGGGACAGGCCUUUGUUGGUGUACACAUGGGGUAAGGCACUGCGAAAAGCUGCCCCCGGUGACAGCGAACACAACUUCAAUGCUGGGAUUCUGAAUGGCCGUGGUGGUGGGGCGGAUUUGAAGUCCAUGAAUGGCUUGUGGGAUGAGGUGCAGAGCAACGUUGCCUCCUGUGGUCUUUUCCCACGCUGGAUCUCGAUGGUUUGUGCCAAGGUGGAGCAUUCCGACCUGAAAUGCAUCUCCAUCAACUGCACCAAGGGCCGGCACCGUUCGGUGGCUGCGGCGGAGAUUCUCAAGAAGACCUACUAUCCGAAUGCCACGGUGAAGCAUCUGACCAUUUAUUAA